This is a messenger RNA of Acanthoscelides obtectus, 4294 nucleotides long. The record is from the annotation of a GenBank genome assembly. NCBI's taxonomy places the organism in Eukaryota, Metazoa, Arthropoda, Insecta, Coleoptera, Chrysomelidae.
CUUAUCGUUGGUAAUUACGUACUUUAGAACAGAUUAGUCCCGGCUAAGAACCGCGUCAAACGAACAUACGUACGUACAAUCGCGCAACUUAUAUUGUGCCAUCCUAGUACAUCAUGCCCAUAAAACAAAUCUCAAAGCUCAUUGUCUGUUUUCGUUGGAUUUACAAGGGAUUAUCUCAAAUUAUCACGAAAUAUUUUUAACUUUCUUACGGCGCGCUGUUGAUAAAAAUCGGUGUAAUGGUGUGCUUGGGAAUAUAAGCAUGGAUGCUCAAGAAGAAUGCAUCCCGUUACAACAGUGCUCGGACAGCAAUCACCAGGAACCGUUGGACUUGAAACUGAACAGCGCUUACGACGAGUUCAUAGAUUGCGGUCCAUCGCCACCUGGCGAUGAGGUGCCGAACAUUUUCGACCUUUUCGAAGACCAAGGGAGCGUUGCCAGCGACACGGCCGUAAGGGUGUGCUAUCACACGGUGGAGCGCAGUCUCCUGGAUCAUAUGGAGGGGGUGGGAGGGAGGUUGGAGCUACUGCAAGAUAUUCAGGAGAACAAGGUUGAUCAAGAGAAUAUUGUGAAGAUCUUUUAUGGAGCUACAGCGCCUGAAGUGAGUGUCUCCUUUCUAUGGGCAGCCUUCGUCAAACGCUGGGAUCUUCUACAAGGCUUUAUCAGUUUGGGUGCCGAGUUGAACUACCACGAACCCUCCCAAGGCUUGGGAGCUUUGCAUUUAGCAGCUUUCAGUGGUUGCAUUCCAGGAGUGCAAUUCCUCAUAUCUCAAGGGUGCGACGUGAACGCUCUGUACAGGUUUUACACCCCUUUACACUGUGCAGCAUUUGGCGAUAGUCCGGACACGUUGCUCAUCUUGUUACAUCAUGGUGCAAAUAUACAGGAGUUAACUAAAAGUUUGGACCAUCGUAACGAAAGCGCACUACACUGUGCUGUCAGGGCUAACUCAACAUCUUGUGUAAGAGUCUUAGUCAAUGAAGGAGCUGAUGUUGGACAACUAGAAUUUUCUGGAUUAUCUCCAAUACAUCUAGCAGCUGAUUUUGGAUACACGACUUGUCUUCAAUGCCUACUUGAACCAAAGGGAGUUAACGUAAACACCAAAAGUAAGGACAAGGACCAAACUCCGUUACAUUUGGCAUCAAUGAGAGGCUACCAAGACUGCGUCGAAUUCUUACUCGGCAAAGGAGCCAAUCCGAAUUUGAAAAACCACAUGGGCCAAACGUCUCUGCAUUUGGCAGCCAGAGCCCAAUCAUACGAGUGUGUUCAUCUUUUGUUGACAAAAGGUAAUGCCAAUCCCAAUAUUGAAGAUUGUGACAAGAGAACACCGCUGCAUGCUGCCGUUGGCACAUCACCGAGGUCGAGUGACAUCAUCGAAGUUUUGGUCAAAUACGGAGCUAGCAAAAACAUCAAGGAUCAGUACGGGUACACACCGCUCCAUAUAGCUGCUUUGAAAGGUCUCUCUCAAUGCGUAGAGACCUUGAUAUAUUUUGGAGCAGACGUCACAGCUAGGACUAAAUCUGGAAUGACGGCAUUAAGUAUCAUCACGAAGAAGGUUCCGGCGUCGUUUUCCAUGUUCAAAAAGAAACUGGAUUCUGCCAUCACACUGCAUCAGCCGGAAUCAUCUAAUCACGAGAUAGAACUAAGAUUGGAUUUUAGGGUGAUACUGCAGUACUGUCAUCCUAAGGAAAUUAUAUUUCUAAAUACUCUUGUGGACGAAGGUUACAAGAAGGUGCUCCUCCACCCCCUCUGCUCCGCACUACUGUACCUCAAAUGGGAGAAAAUCCGAAAGUACUAUAUAGCUCGAGUAGUAUUUUCCUGCAUCUUGGUCCUGAGCCUUUCCCUCUAUGUCCUGACAGCUCUGGCCCACCAUUGUUACAACUAUGGAAAGAACUUCAAAGAGAUGAAGCCUGAGGAUAUCAUUGAGCUUUGCGAGAAGAAAUCCAUAAUGGGACAGCUGCUGAGGGACAAUCCCUUCGUAAUUGAGAUGCAAUGGUUCGUUUUGGUGGGCAUCACUGCUUGCGAGAUAGUGCGCAAGGUGUACGGGAUGAGCGGAUACGACAGUGUCAAGCAGUACUUCUCUUACGCCGAGAAUAUUAUUGAGUGGUCGGUGGUGAUCAGCGUUUUUGUGAUUUCUUUUAUAUACACAGGUAGAACAUAUACAUGGCAGAAUCAUAUUGGUGCUUUUGCUGUUCUUCUGGGCUGGACGAAUUUGAUGCUAAUGAUUGGUCAACUUCCAGUUUUUGGAUCUUACGUUGCCAUGUACACUAGGGUGCAAAGUGAGUUUGGAAAACUGCUCCUAGCCUACUCCGGCCUUCUGAUAGGCUUCACUCUCAGCUUCUGCGUGAUCUUCCCAGACUCCUCAACAUUUGCCAACCCAUUCAUCUCUUUGAUUACCAUAAUUGUGAUGAUGUCAGGGGAGCUAAAUCUGGACAUUCUGGUGGACGACAACCCUGAAAACCCACAUUUUCUGCUAGAAGUCAGCGCCCAGGUUACCUACGUUAUUUUCGUAUUGUCAGUGACCAUCAUCCUGAUGAAUCUGUUAGUAGGCAUUGCUGUAGAUGAUAUCAAAGGCCUACAGAAGACAGCUGGUUUGUCGAAAUUAAUCAGGCAGACUAAAUUGAUUACACAUAUGGAAUUGGCGCUAUUCAGCGGCAGCUUGCCAAGAUACCUGUCCAACUUAGUUCACUGGACGGCACUGGUAUCCCCGCGCCCAUCCAAAGUCGUACUCAAUCUGAAACCACUGAAUCCUCGAGAAAACCGAUUACCAAAGGAGAUAAUCAAAGGAGCAUUUGAUAUCGCUUUGAAGAACAAGCAUUCUGUUCAUCCACUGUCUCCAGGAAGUAGCACCGAAUACUUCUGGUUGAACGAUGAUAGAAUCCAAGAUCACGCCGAAUGUAUAGAAAAUAACGCCACAUUCACAAUGCUAAGAGAAGAACUGGAAAACAAAAGUGAACAAAUUAACAAUUUAUCCAGGGAGGUUCAAUACAUGAAAAAUGCAUUUCUGGCGAACCAAGACACAUUGGAGCAGCUUUUAAGAACAAUAAACCACGGCAGAAGGGCUAGUAGAUGCUGAUAAUAUAUGCUAUUAGGUUUAAGAUCUCUUAAUUAUUGUUUGAGAAAUAUUACUUCACUAGGAUAUUUGCCAACUAUACCGUAUUAUACUAGGAUCGUAUCAUAAUAUUCUUUUUGCUAAAUUAUUGCCAAAAAACCCCGUAUCUAGCUUAAUUUUUAUCGAUUAUAAUUGAAGGUAUUUUUAUGCUCUAAGAUCUCCAGUUUACCGAUUAUUUAUAAAAUUUAAUUUGACAAUUAUACAAUCAAAAUACUGAAUUUUGGGCUUUUCCCAUUGUUUAUAUAAAACAACGCAAUUCUGGCUGUAUCUUUUUAUGUAACAUAUUUGUCAUUUAAAACUUUCAGAUAUCUGCUAAACUUGUUCUAACCUUUUUUUAUCUAGCAUGGACUAUAAUGUAACGCGGUACAUACGCGUACGAUACGUGUUUGUGUGGCGGAUCUCCCAGCAAUGUAGUAUAAAAUGAAAUGGAGAAAUGAUUAGUCGGAAGAAAAAAAGAGCAUGACUAGGAUGAUAAAGUAAUAAACACCCUUUGAACUAUCUGCAACACAAAAACGAUAGAUGCCUAUGACCUUUCAACAUCGUUUGUCAAUACUUAUCAAACGGGCAACAUACGUGUCGCAGGUCCAUUGCCAUAUGCUCUUAAGCCGCGUACACACCGAGAUUCCAACGUAAGCCAAGGCACUUGUGGUUACAGAUUUGGAGGUGUUCGAAUCGGCGUGUACGGCGCGAGAAAAAAUAAGCCAACGGAUUUGUUCCGCUUCUAGUAUUUAGUCGUUUGUCUGCAUUCGAUCAGAGGAGACUCUACAACAUUCGCACCGAACUUAGCCCAACGGGGUCCAACUCGAAACUAAAUUUAUUUGUAGACGAGCCCAUUCCAAUACCUUCCAACAACAAACUCCAACGUCACAUGUGCUUACAUUCAUUUCCUCGGCGUUGGAUUUUCAGCCUGUACGUGGCUUAACGGGUGGUACGAUAUGUUGUAAUGGACAAAGACCUGUAUACGUAACAAUAGUUUUCUCAAAUGCAAUUCACGAUACUAAUUAAGCAUAUUAUAUUAAUAGAACUAAUCAGUAGUUGAUGAUAAGUCGAUUUAUUGUUACAUUUUAUGAAAGUUCCUAAUUCUUACUUAGUUCCUCCAAUUGUAAAUAAUUGUAGUCUAAUAAAGCUGUUGCUUGUUGAAUAAUUUGUGUAUUCCUACCGUGAACAAUGACCUGGAAAAUCAAAGUC